Molecule: messenger RNA, 1167 nt
Organism: Dryobates pubescens (Downy woodpecker)
Lineage: Eukaryota; Metazoa; Chordata; Aves; Piciformes; Picidae
Product: proline-rich protein HaeIII subfamily 1-like
Exons: 1
Coding region: 1-1167 (388 amino acids)
Source: RefSeq, a predicted model, not a curated record
AUGGAUCCCAGAGCCCGGCAGCAGCUGCAGCCGAGCGGGGCCCAUGCCCAGCGCCCGGGCAGCAGAGCAGAGCCCCAGGACCUUCCUCCCCGCCACAGCCACCUCGCACUCAGCUUCCUCCUCCUCCUCCUCCUCCUCCCUGCCGAAGCCUGCUGCAAGUUUCUGCCCCCUGACAGCCGCAGCGCUGCUCGCAGAGCGCCCCCCGAGCACAGCCCCCUCCGGACCCCCCCCCCCCAGACCAACCUCCCCCCGGGGGCCACCUUCGGACCGCUCCGAAACUGCUUCAGCUCCGCCUGGGCCUCUCCCCCGAGGGGCUCAGAGCGACCCAGCCCCCACCGAGGGGUUCAGAGCGACCCAGCCCCCACCGAGGGGCUCAGAGCGACCCAGCCCGACCCCCACCGAGGGGCUCCCCCGGGGCGACCCCCACCGAGGGGUUCAGAGCGACCCAGCCCCCACCGAGGGGCUCAGAGCGACCCAGCCCCCACCGAGGGGUUCAGAGCGACCCAGCCCGGCCCCCACCGAGGGGCUCAGAGCGACCCAGCCCGGCCCCCACCGAGGGGCUCAGAGCGACCCGGCCCCCACCGAGGGGCUCCCCCGGGGCGACCCCCACCGAGGGGUUCAGAGCGACCCGGCCCCCACCGAGGGGCUCCCCCGACCCGGCCCCCACCGAGGGGAUCGCCCGGCCCGGCCCCCACCGAGGGGAUCGCCCGGCCCGGCCCCUACCGAGGGGCUCAGAGCGACCCAGCCCGGCCCCCACCGAGGGGCUCCCCCGGGGCGACCCCCACCGAGGGGCUCAGAGCAACCCAGCCCCCACCGAGGGGCUCCCCCGGCCCCCACCGAGGGGCCCAGAGCGACCCAGCCCGGCCCCCACCGAGGGGCUCCCCCGACCCAGCCCCCACCGAGGGGCUCCCCCGACCCCCACCGAGGGGCUCAGAGCGACCCAGCCCCCACCGAGGGGCUCCCCCGACCCGGCCCCCACCGAGGGGAUCGCCCGACCCGGCCCCCACCGAGGGGCUCCCCCGACCCGGCCCCCACCGAGGGGAUCGCCCGGCCCGGCCCGACCCAGCCCCCACCGAGGGGCUCAGAGCGACCCAGGCCGGCCCCCACCGAGGGGCUCCCCCGGGGCGACCCCCACCGAGGGGCUCAGAGCAACCCAGCCCCCACUGA